Carcharodon carcharias (great white shark) is the source of this 3245-nucleotide messenger RNA. RefSeq names its product adhesion G protein-coupled receptor E1-like. Gene Ontology annotation, cellular component: membrane. The transcript has 18 exons. Gene Ontology annotation, biological process: adenylate cyclase-activating G protein-coupled receptor signaling pathway; cell surface receptor signaling pathway. The coding region runs from base 15 to 2357 and encodes 780 amino acids. The record is from RefSeq and is a predicted model, not a curated record. Gene Ontology annotation, molecular function: G protein-coupled receptor activity; calcium ion binding. NCBI's taxonomy places the organism in Eukaryota, Metazoa, Chordata, Chondrichthyes, Lamniformes, Lamnidae.
GCAAAUGAAAGAAAAUGCAGAGGGUUUAUACAGUAUAUAACACACUGGGAGCCAACAGUCCAGAGGGUUUGGAGCAUGCAGAGGAAAACAGCUUUACCAUCAUGAGAAUCAGCGGCUACGUGACAUUUCUGGUGUCCUGCUGGUACUUUAGUUUGAGUCCGCAUUCAGCCCAAGCUGGAGUUUGUAAACCAGGCUACUACUAUAAUCCGAUUUAUUUUUGCAUAGAUAUCAAUGAGUGUGAUUCUUCUCCCUGUGGCCCUCAGGCAGUAUGUAAAAAUACACCAGGAUCAUUCAAAUGCUCCUGCCAUAGCGGAUUCAAGCCAUCCGUUGGGAAUUCUGGAUUUUCUGGUGGAGCAAAGUGUGAAGAUAUCAAUGAGUGUGAUUCUUCUCCCUGUGGCCCUCAGGCAGUAUGUAAAAAUACACCAGGAUCAUUCAAAUGCUCCUGCCAUAGCGGAUUCAAGCCAUCCGUUGGGAAUUCUGGAUUUUCUGGUGGAGCAAAGUGUGAAGAUGUGAAUGAGUGUGAGGAUGAAGGCGUGUGCGGCAGGAACGCAACCUGUUACAACUCCGUUGGGAGUUACCAUUGCAUCUGUCACGCAGGAUUUCACCCAGAGCCAGGAAAGACACAAAACACCUGCAAAGAGCCACCUUUUAACUGUCCCAAUGCUGAAAAACAGGAGAAUUCCAUUCUUGUAGAGUGUGGCCUAAAGCAUUCGGAAACCCUAAAACAGUCAAACACCUCGGAUAAUGGGUCCUGCUCCAUAUUGGAAUCAGCUCGCCGAUUACUUGGCAACGUCUGUCAGAAUUUCAGUGCCGCAAACGACACCCAGGCCAUCACAGAAUUUGUAAAUGACCUUCUCGAUAGGAAGUCACGAUGGGCCAACAUGGAGGUAACUCAACGGCUCAAUGUAGCAGCGGCUAUCAUGGACCUCAUGGAGAAUAUGGCAAUGGCUAUUGCUUUGACUUUGCCCAGUGCAGGAGCAAAGACAAUAUCAGAAGACACUUUUGCUCUCGAGAUCCAGGUGGCCGGUGGGCAAAAUAUGAGCUUGGACGACUUGGUGAGAAUGCAUGUCCGGAAUAACACCAUGGAGAUAUAUUGGAAAUCAAUCAUUGGAGCGAAGCACUCUGAGUUUGCUGCAGUUUCCUUGCUCGUAUUCAACAACAUGGAAUCCAUUUUGAACAGCGAGAUAUAUGGAGAAGGGAAUGAACAAGCCCAUAAAACUGAGAGGACUAUCCAAUUAAACUCCAAGGUGAUAGCAGCCACAAUCAGCAACAAAGCAGCCAGUCAUGAACUGGCGGAGAAGGUCAAUUUUACACUGAAACUCAACCAGGGUAAGAAAGCCAACGAGAAGAUAGAGUGCGUCUACUGGAAAACAACAGCAGUGGAUAGUUUCUGGUCCUCCGAGGGCUGCAUAGUAUUUGGUUCCAAUCAAACCCAUGUAAUGUGCCAAUGCAACCAUCUGACAAACUUUGCUAUUUUAAUGGCACCAAUUGAGAUAGAGGAUGACUUGUCCAUGAUGAUAAUGACCUCUGUCGGUCUUACCAUAUCCCUACUGUGCCUAGUGGCCUCGAUUGUUGUGUUCGUCAAGUGCCGCUCAAUCCAAAAUUCCAACACCACCGUGCACAAGCACCUGAGUGUGAACCUCUUCCUGGCGCAGCUCCUAUUCCUGACAGGAACCCAUGUAAGACACAAGAUAAUUUGUGCCCUGGUUGCAGGAUGUUUACAUUACCUUUUUCUAACUGUCUUUGCCUGGAUGUUCCUGGACGCCUUGCAGCUUUUCAUUGCAUGCAGACAUCUUACAGUCAAAGUGUUUACUCGCACACACGUCAUCAAGCAGAGAUUCCUGUAUCCUUCUGGCUAUGCUGUUUCUGCAUUGAUUGUAAUAAUCUCGGCAGCAAUACAUCCCAGUGGCUAUGGAUCAGAAAAAGUCUGCUGGUUGAAGCUAGAAUCGGGAUUUCGAUGGAGUUUCCAAGGGCCAGUUUGCUUUGUGAUUGUGGUGAACGUGGUGUUGUUUGUCUGGACGCUUUGCUUACUGAGACAUCAUUUGUCCACACGCAAUGUAAAUGUGUCAAAGAUCAAAGACACCAGGACCUUGACCCUUAAGGCAGCUGCGCGGUUAUUUAUCAUGGGAUGCACUUGGAUCUUUGGGAUCUUUAAUGUCAAUGAGAGCACCAGCUUCCUCUCCUACAUAUUCAUUGUCAUCAACACUCUCCAAGGCGUCUUUAUUUUCCUUGUUUACUGUGUUUUCAGUUGCCAGGUGAGGAAUGAGUUUCGGAAAUGGUUCACCAACGCAAAGGCAGGUUCACUCACUGACUUCUCAAAUGUUCCGAUGAAUUCUCAUGAGACUAAUGAAAUAUAGCAAUUCUGAGGACUCAAGAGGCGACGGCAACAUGUGUCUCGGACUGGAUUUUGUUUGCUCAUUUUUCAGGUUUUGCCUGGCUAUCUUCCAUUACUUUGCUCAAUUUGUUGCUUGUGGAAGUGUCACAUUGAGGUCCCAUCUGAGGUCAGUGGAGGGCAUCAGAGUUGAACAUGACCCUGUCUAACACACUAACAUGAAACACAUGCACGUACACACAUACACACAUACACACAUAUACACAAACACACAUACACGCGCAUGCUGUCAUACACACGUAUAUACAUACACCAGGCCCACACACGCAUGCACAUACACACACACACAUACAUACACACACAUAAACGCACACACACACACAAAAACACACACGCAUACAGUCAUACACACAUAUAUACAUAGACCAGGCCCACGUGCACACAGACACAUGUUACAAACGAACCAGGCACAUACACAACCGCCAUACACAUAUGUAUAUACAACAGAUACACUCACCCACUCAUACACAGAGAACGCCACAGAGGCUACUAAAGAUAAUGUUAACAUUCCUACUGCCACCCUGUGCAAUUGGUUAACUCAGCGCUAAUGGCAACCAAAUUUCAGGUCUUCUAGCUUGUUUGUUUUAGCUACAAUGUCCCUUUACAAGCUGAAUGAUUUUGGGGUGCACUGUAGAUUUUGAUCACAGGCUUUGCCUUAUUGGAUUUAUGUAACACAAUGAAUGUAAAAUAAUAUAUCAUUUCAUUAUUGAAGUGUAAGCAUUUAUUAAUAAGAUUUAAUAUCACAACAAAGACUAUGUUUGCAAAGGAAAGUAUUCUUGAAGUUUUCUGGACUGUUUAAGAGUUAAUUAAAAUCUAUAACAAAUUGUAUCUUAGUAGAAUAAAGCUUCUUUUG